Cyprinus carpio (common carp) is the source of this 1249-nucleotide messenger RNA. RefSeq names its product nucleoporin 37 (gene nup37). The record is from RefSeq and is a predicted model, not a curated record. Lineage: Eukaryota; Metazoa; Chordata; Actinopteri; Cypriniformes; Cyprinidae. Gene Ontology annotation, cellular component: nuclear pore outer ring. Gene Ontology annotation, molecular function: protein binding. The transcript is spliced from 10 exons. The coding region runs from base 210 to 1172 and encodes 320 amino acids.
GCUGCAAGCGUCAUGAUUACGUCACUAACCUGGAAGUAAACAUACGCGAUCACGUGAUCAGAAAGCGCGCUGAGAACGAGCACCGCAUGGGUUUUAAUCAGCACCAGAAUUCACUUUCUCAGCCAGUCGAUCAACCGUGUGCAUAAAAUUAUUCCAGAGUGGAAUGUAGCUCCAUUUCACCCAAAGAGCAAGGAUUAAUUUGAUAGAAGAUGCCAGAUGAAACAGUUCGCUCUGCAAGCUACACAGUGUCCUGUGAGGACUAUGUUCAUGUGGUGGAGUUCAGUCCGUUUGACUGUGGCUCACCUGCGUCACUUCGUACCUCACUGCAGGGAUUUCUAUUUGUGCAGGAGGAAGACACAGAGGUCGAGGAUGUAGAGUUCACUUCUUUGCAAGUGUUCAUGCAUGGAGUACGCGUGGAUGCUAUCGCUUGGAGCCCUGAAACACGUCUGGACAAGCUCCCUCCGGUCAUAAGGUUUUGCACCGCAGCAGCUGACAGAAAAGUCAGGCUGUGGACAUCUGAUCUUCAAAACAAUUGUGAUGUAAAGGUGAUGGAAGGCCACACCAGCUACAUCAAUCAUCUAGUGUUUGAGCCUGCAGAAGGAAAGCAAAUAGCCUCUGUCAGCGAUGACCACACUUGCAGAGUGUGGAACCUUGAUGGUAAUGAAACCAUUUCAUUCAGACUGCGUUCCCCUGGUGUUAGUGUCUGUUGGCACCCUGAGGACAUCUGUAAGUUGAUGGUGGCGGAGAAGAAAGGCACAAUACGGUUCUAUGACCUUGUUACACAACAUGCAAUUCUGUCUCUGGACAGCGGGCAGGUGCCGCUCAUGUCAGCUGACUGGUGUCUCACAAACACUAUUAAGGUUGGAGCUGUGGUGGCCAAUGAAUGGGUGAUCUGGGACAUUACCCGCUCUAGUUAUCCACUCGAGAAGAGACCAGCUCAUGUUGACAAGGCAAGACAUUUCAGAUGGUCAAGGGCAAAUGAGAAUCUUUUCGCUACCACAGGCUAUCCGGGAAAAAUCAACAGUCAGUUAUUGGUGCAUCAUCUGGGGCAUCCACAGCCUGUGAUGAUUGGUUCUGCAUGUGUGGGGGCUGGUCUAAGCUGGCACAGGACCCUGCCUCUCUGUGUUAUCGGUGGGGACCGAAAGCUGUUCUUCUGGAUGACAGAGAUGUAACCUGGACAGAAGUCAACUGGAGAGUGUUUCUGUUUUCCUUUUUCAAUAAAUAAAGUCAUAUUUUUCAUGCACUGUCA